UAAUCAUUGCUUUUUUCCACUUUAAAUAGUAAAAUAGUAAAUUGAUAAUGCUGCAGCCAAUUAAAUACAGCCGUGGUUUUCUUCAAAUUAUUGAUCAGCUAAGGCUACCAUUGGAAGUUGUUUACAUUGACAUUGUUUCAGUGGAAGAUGGUUAUUAUGCUAUUAAGGACAUGAAAGUCAGAGGUGCUCCUGCUAUAGCUAUUGUUGCAGCAUUAUCAUUGGCUGUUGAAAUUUGGGGUAAACAUUUUGAAAGUACUGCAGAUGUUAAAGAUUUUGUGCAUAAUAGCUUAGAUACUUUAGUCAAAGCUCGCCCUACAGCUGUAAAUAUUUUUAGAGCAGCAAGUGAUAUAAAACGAUUUACCGAUUCUCUUUAUGUAAAUUUUCUUUCUGUCAGUGAUAUUGUUGAAAAUGUGGUUGCUUUCAUAGAAAAUUUAAAAGAAGAUGACGUCAAAUGCAAUAUAGCAAUUGGUGAUCAUGGUGCAAAACACAUUUGUGAUAAUGUUGGAUUAUCUGAACUUGUUGUUUUGACACAUUGCAACACAGGCUCACUGGCUACCGCGGGUUAUGGAACUGCAUUAGGUGUAGUUCGUUCACUGCAUAAAAAAAAAGUUUUAAAACAUGUGGUUUGUACUGAGACAAGGCCUUUUAAUCAAGGUUCGCGUCUAACAGCUUUCGAGUUAAGCCAUGACAAUAUUGAUGCCACACUGAUUGUUGAUAGUGCAGUUGCUUUUGCAAUGAAACAAAAAAAUAUUUCUGCAGUUGUAGUUGGAGCCGACCGCAUUGCAAUUAAUGGUGAUACUGCCAAUAAAAUUGGUACCUAUCAGAUCGCAAUUCUAGCCAAGUUUUUUAAUAUACCCUUUUAUGUUGCUGCGCCAACGACGUCAAUUUGUAGAAACGCUAAAGAUGGGCAAAGUAUAUUGAUCGAAGAGCGAAACACUGAAGAAAUUACACAUUUCCAGGGUAAAAGAAUAGCCGCCGAAGGUGUAAAUUGUUGGAAUCCCGCUUUUGAUAUCACUCCAGCAGAGCUUAUUACGGGGGGAAUCAUAACAGAGUAUGGUGUAUUUAAACCAGUAGAUCUUAAUGAUGAGAUGAAUAAAUUAAAAUAAGAAAAUUAAAUAUCUCCUGUUUGGAAUUUGCUAAUACUGAUAAUAUUUGACUUAACUGAAAAUAAUUAUUUCAAAACAAAGUAAUUAAGAGAGUUAUUACUGACAAUUUAUUUGUUUAAAUUUAAUUUUUUAUAAAUAUUUUUGCUUUGUUAUUACAAAUCGUAAUAAUGUCAUUUACCUUAAACUUUAAGUUUAUUUUAAAAUUA
Messenger RNA from Hydra vulgaris (swiftwater hydra), 1312 nucleotides. RefSeq names its product methylthioribose-1-phosphate isomerase. Gene Ontology annotation, molecular function: S-methyl-5-thioribose-1-phosphate isomerase activity. The record is from RefSeq and is a predicted model, not a curated record. NCBI's taxonomy places the organism in Eukaryota, Metazoa, Cnidaria, Hydrozoa, Anthoathecata, Hydridae.